CCGUGGCGUGAUGGAGCAGCAACAGCAGCAGCUGAGAAAUUUGCGGGACUUCCUUUUGGUCUACAAUCGGAUGACAGAACUCUGCUUCCAGCGCUGCGUUCCCAGCCUGCACCACCGAGCUCUGGACGCUGAAGAGGAGGCCUGUUUGCACAACUGUGCUGGGAAGCUGAUCCAUUCCAACCACCGUCUCAUGGCCGCAUAUGUGCAGCUCAUGCCUGCCCUGGUACAGCGCCGCAUGGCAGACUAUGAAGCUGCCUCAGCUGUGCCAGGUAUUGCUGCCGAACAGCCUGGAACCUCGCCCUCAGGCAGCUAG
Orycteropus afer afer is the source of this 313-nucleotide messenger RNA. RefSeq names its product translocase of inner mitochondrial membrane 10B (gene TIMM10B). Gene Ontology annotation, cellular component: mitochondrial intermembrane space chaperone complex. The record is from RefSeq and is a predicted model, not a curated record. Lineage: Eukaryota; Metazoa; Chordata; Mammalia; Tubulidentata; Orycteropodidae.